Messenger RNA from Diachasmimorpha longicaudata, 5170 nucleotides. RefSeq lists its product as uncharacterized. Gene Ontology annotation, molecular function: protein binding. Lineage: Eukaryota; Metazoa; Arthropoda; Insecta; Hymenoptera; Braconidae. The transcript is spliced from 15 exons. The record is from RefSeq and is a predicted model, not a curated record. The coding region runs from base 603 to 5027 and encodes 1474 amino acids. Gene Ontology annotation, cellular component: cytoskeleton.
GCGCGGGUCUCCGCAAAUAUUCACAUCGAUAAAUCGCGAAUUUGAUUGAAUUUUUAACGCAAUUUGUUGUUAAUAAAAUUUUGAGAUACUGUUUUGAUAUUUUCUCCGAGGAUUUUUUGAAUUUAAUUCAAUUGACAAUGCGAUCGGCGGGAAAUUGGAAUUUUCGGGAGUGAUAAUGUGGGAAAAUCUGUGUUUAGAAAAGCGCAAAAAGUACCCUUGACAGAUGUCAAUGAUGUCAUCGGAUUGGAUUCGAGAUUAAAAAUUGAAAAUCCAUAAAAACAUGAGUGAAAAAUAAUGUGUGUGAACGAGUGGUGAAAUUGUUGAACGAGUGACUGAUCGACAAUGCAGUUUACCGGAGCGUAGAUAAUCUGAUAAUUAUGGUGGUGUUAUGGUGAAUAAGGUUAAAAGCCCACAAUGCAGUUGAUGACACUGAACUCACUUUUGAUGUUUGACCUCGUUUUCCUAUUUUUUUUAUUUCUCGUCGUUGUCUCGUGUCUGGUGUAUUAUCUGCCAGCAGUGCCAGCGAGUCAAAUUGCACCGCACGAAAUUAUAAAUGCAAGAGUGGCCCCAAGGGCCGAUGCACCUGUCGACGAUGUCUGAGAAUGCCUACGGAGGUCAACGGCGCGCUGCCAGUGGUAGCUGGGGACAUCCUCGCCCUGAGAGGCAGCGGCUUAGCCGCGGCAGAAACCUGGGCUCUACUCUGUCAAGCUGCCCAGGCCCUCCAGGACCUUUUCCUCUCAAAUGGAGGUGUUGUUGGUGGAUCGCGUGCAGGACCGGUGGUAACACCUCACACACUGGAGCUGACACCGAGAGGUAGAGUGACUCUACAGCUGGCACCACCGGAAACAGCCCGAGCAUAUUUACCACCCGAAUACAGGCCUGGUCGCAUGUACUCGGAUACGGACUCAGAGAAGAUGUGGAUGUACUCCCUAGGUCGAGCGCUGGUGGACACAACACCCCGAGUAGCUGCUCUAACAGGAUCAGUAUCAGUAUCACCCACGUCAGCCCUGCAGUCGGUCCUGGCUGCCAUGACAGAGCCAGAUCCUCGUCGACGGGCUUCGCUGAUGAAUCUUCUUGAUGUAAUAUCCGAGUACUGUCGCACGCGCCUGCAGUCAAAGCCUUUUACUCACAUAGUCAUGGAUAUGUACAGAGAGGUGGUGAGAUCUUCGCAAUAUGCAGCUCGGAGACGUUUUGCGAUGCAGUCACGCAUGAUAAAUAUGAAAUCCCAGCGACCGCCCCAGCAUCAUCAUCAACCACCACCACCAGCACCGUCUCACUACUCAAAACAUCAUGUCAAAGGCAAUUUAUUCAAGACACAGUCACGUAAUUCACGGUCUCAUCCCAAUCUUCAGAGUCUUUCGGGCCAGGAGCCGACGUUAUCCAGUCCCAAACCCCAAUUUCAAUCGCAAAUGAAUAUCGAAUCGAUAAAUCAAAUGGGUAACAGUGCCGAGGUACAUCAUGGACGAACAAAUUCACAACCAGUUACGACAGAACGUACUGUUGGUAUCACACAAACUAGAAGUAAUCACAAUUUAGCGAUUAAUAGUGAACAGAUUCAAUCUGGUAACAAUGUGUACAGCGAUCCAAUUUAUGCAUUACCAGUCAAGCCAUUUCUCAGCUCUCAGGAUGUGCGGGUGAAUGGACUGUCAGCAAAAUCAACGGUACAACGAACAGAUGUCUAUGCACAACCAGUGAGAGUUCGAUGUGUGCGUAAUGGUGGAUCAUCGCAACCUAACAUUGCUCAUCUUGGUAGAAUGACCGGUGAUGAGGUUGUUUAUGGGGCGGGGAGAAAUUGUCCACCAGCACUGCUACAUCGACAGUAUUCCAAUCCCCAGUUGCCGAGUAGAAAUUCAAGUGAUAACAAUGGGGCAUUGAGAAAUCAUCUGUCUAAUCAGGGGGUGGGUGGGAGGCUCAGGGUGUUCACGGCUAACUGUGAUCAGGAGGGUCACCUGCAGCGGAAUGUGGAGGUGUCUGUUAAGGGGGUACAUGGACCGACUCCGCCGAAACCACCGAGGAUAAUUACCAGUGUCGAUAGGCCAGCAGCACCUCUGCCUGAUACUAAUGGCGAACCACCGCCCAAACCGCCGAGAAAUGCUAUUCGCAAUGGGCCGAGGGCGAGACGAGGUAAACCCGUGCAGAGGGCACCAUCAAGAUUAUAUCGAGCUAUUAGUGGGCCCACCAGAUGUCUGAAUAAAACACAGUGCGUUGGACCGGAGUUUGUGGUACGCGCCAAUCAACCUUCGAAGUUGCUCACCGUGGGGGGUGUAAAGACCGGCUGUGGCGGAAGAAUAGUUGUCAUAUUGCUCACCGGGCAACGGAUUGACGUGACCUGUGAUCCCCAGAAAAUAACGGCUGGCGAGCUCUUUCAGGCAAUAGUUCAAGCGGAAUCACUCGAGGAGAACUUUACCCUCGGUCUGGCGGCAUUAUUGGCCGGAGAUUUUGCCAUGUUACCACCGGAGACUAAGCUGAAUAAGGUAGCGCCUCCAGGCUGGUUAAAUAGUGGCAAAAGUAAGGGUCCCCUGGGUCUGCCCACCAGCUUUAUGCUUUAUCUACGUCUGCGAUUCUUCCUUCCCUCCUUGAGAGGCAUCAGAAGUUGGAUCUCCAAGCACUUGCUCUAUCUCCAAAUAAGAAGAUGCAUACUGGAGCAGCAAUUAGUUUGCCCUUUGACCCAACUCGUUAACCUAACGGGCCUAGCCCUGCAAGCCGAGUUUGGUAACUACAGUGUAAACGAGCACGGACGCGGUGAUUAUUUCCUGCUGGAGCAUUACAUUCCCGAAUCGCUUAUUCUGAACCCGGACCAUCAGAAUUCUCACCUGACCACGGAGGCCCUCAAAUCCCGGUUGCAUCAAGCCCAUCGUGAUCGUCGCGGUCUCGACGCAAAUAGUGCCGAAGAGAUGUUCAUAACGCACGCCCAGGGUCUCCACGACUACGGCUCGCAUUUUUAUAUCGCCACAGUGGACACAAAGGAGCUGGAAAAAAUAUCUGAUCGAAUAAAAAAAAUUGAGGCAAAUCGCACAGCCGAUCGUCCGGAUACUGAUAACAUUUAUCAAACGGAUAGCGUUGACUACUCGCUCUAUGGAAAAAUCGAGUACUCGAGUCCUGCGACUUACGGUAAUAUCGAAUCCUCGGAGCCCAUGAAAAAUCAUAGAGACGAUAUUUACGCAGUUCCGAAGAAUAGUUCGGGCGUUAGUGUAGCUGAGAAGAACAACAACAACAUCAGCAACAGCAGUCAGAAUAAAUCGCGAUCGAAAAAAUCGGAGACGAACGUGUGGCUCGCAGUUCAUGGACAGGGUCUGAAGCUGUUCGCGCGAGCUGGCAGGCCCCGGGAGAGAAGCGAAUUGAUUCGUGUUCAGUGGAGGGACAUUCAGACCCUCAGCUACAGUAAAAAUUGUCUAGUUGUUUACACAAAAUUCGCAGGAAAAAGGGCGAAAUUCAAACUGCGAAUGGAUCACAAAAAGAGUUAUUAUGCAUUUAAACUCACAUCACUCCAUCAUCAGUUCUUUCUGAAGCUCAAGUCCGAGCUUACUUCGCUCCAGGGCUUGCAGAAGGACUUCGGGGUUGCGUUGACGAGCGAGGGGAAUUCACCGAGGAUAAAGAGCGGUGGAAAAAAUUCAUCGUCGAGGAUAUCCAUCGCUGAGGGAACCAAGACAGGCGAUCAGAAAGUUAUUCCCUUGGAGGAGCUGCAGAAUAAAGAGAAUGAGAAUCCUCAGAGGGAUGGGGGACAGGCCAAGUGCGAUGAUGAUGAGCCGGUUUGUUAUACUCCUGAGGAGGACGCACUUUAUGCUCAGGUUAACGCGAGACUUGAACCGGAGGGGGCGUCCAGGGACACCGAGGACGAGGGGGAGAGGCAAGCGAGGAUUGAUGAUGCCGAGGGGGUGACUGGGGCUGAGGGGGCUGAGGGCGAGUUUAGUUACUCGAAUGUUGGCGGGACUUAUGCGGGGAUUAAACAGGGAAAGAGUGAGGAAGUUGGAGACGUUAAACAUCCUGAGGAACUUUAUGCUGCGAUCAAUAAAUCUUUGAGCAAAAAGAAUGGAUAUCCCACCCCGGAGGAGGUCUGGGAUGUCGCGGGGAAGAAUGCCCCAGCGAAAAAUCUUGCGAAGGUAAAGACAUCGAGCCUCCCGAAUUACGGAACCCCACGUCAGAGCACCGGUUUCCGGACGCCGAGUCUUCCACGUCGGCUGGGGGUGAAAAUGGGAACUCGGGCGAUAUACAGCAGUCUGGUUCAACGUGAUCCCAGCCUUGCCGACGACCUUGAGUCUCUCUCACUGAAAUCCGACACCGCCUCGUCGAUUCAAUCGACAUCUGUCCAUUCAACAGAGUCCCCGAUGCCCGAGGCCUACGUACUCAAUGCAGAUAUCAGAACUGAUGACGAGACAUUUAGAAUAGCCAACGACGAGAGCAUGUCGGCAUCGCUGGUGGCGAGGCUCGAGGAGUUGUCAUUCACCGAGGAGAGAAUUCUCCACACCAUAAAGUUGGAAAGGGGUCACGGAGGGAGUAUAGGGCUGCAGGUUACCGAGGGUAACGAUGGAGGAGUAUAUGUCCAGGCAGUUUCCGUUGGAGGAUCCGCCGAUAUGGCUGGAAAUGUCAAUAAAGGUGAUAGAAUUCUCGCAAUAAACGGUCAGAGUUUGCUGAAUCUUCGUUACGAGGACGCCUUGAAGUUGCUUCAAAGUUCAUCGGAGACUGUCGAGCUCGUUCUAUCACAGUUCACAUCUAACAGAACUGAUGCACUCAGGCAACAUCACCAGGAGCCAAUUGUUAAUAAUUACCUCCAAAAUUUGAGAUUUGACAUUUCGGGGGAGGCCGAUGUGCCCGGAAUGACUAACAAGUGGCUUUCCCACAAGUCCGGGGAUGUUGCGUCAGUGCAGAAUACCUCCAGUGCAUACAGCAGCGCAGCCUCCAGUGCAAUGGGUAAUCACAAUAUCAAUGUUUAUCAGAUCGAGGAUGGCUUUGCACUCAAUUCAGCCAGUAUGUUGCUGAGCAUCGAGGACUUUGAUGUCAGCAGAACGAGUCGUCAAGUCUUUAUUUAAAAAAGUCGACCCAGAAAACCCACCUCCAGUGCCGCCUCGCCGAAAACGUCGUCGACCAUUACCCCAGGGUGUCACGGCCCCGACCCCCCCAUCGCCAGUAAAUUUAUCACGCAUAAGAAAAUCCCCAGGACCAGCAAUGCACC